Molecule: messenger RNA, 1414 nt
Organism: Cyprinodon variegatus (sheepshead minnow)
Lineage: Eukaryota; Metazoa; Chordata; Actinopteri; Cyprinodontiformes; Cyprinodontidae
Gene: apmap
Product: adipocyte plasma membrane-associated protein-like
Exons: 9
Coding region: 83-1414 (443 amino acids)
Biological process (GO): biosynthetic process
Molecular function (GO): strictosidine synthase activity
Source: RefSeq, a predicted model, not a curated record
CUUCUUCUUCUUCUUCUUCUUCUAGGUGUCAACAGCCGCUGGUCCAGAACCCUGACUGAAGCCGAACCGAGUCCAGCCCAACAUGAACGAGACCGCAGGAGUCCGCUUCCGGCGGCUGCACCGAGCUCACGUGAUCACAGAGGAACUUCCGGAGCGGAGACUCAAAGGGUCCAGUCUGAAGGAUCCGCCUCUGAUGAAGGGCUGCUGGGAGCCCAACCAGAAGCUGCGAGAGGCCCAGAGACUCUAUGAAGACCAGAUCCUUGGACCAGAAUCCAUCGCCAACAUCGGGGACGUCCUCUUCACUGGAACGGCUGACGGGAAAAUCCUGAAGCUGAUCGGACGGAGAGUCGUCACGGUGACUAGGCUCGGCAGGCUGCCAUGCGGCUCCAGAGAAGAUGAGCCCACCUGUGGGAGGCCUCUGGGGAUCCGAGUCGGACCCAACGGGACUCUCUUUGUAGCCGACGCCUACCUGGGGCUGUUCGAGGUCAACCCCACCACAGGAGCUGCCACCCGGUUGGUGUCGGGGGGUCAGGUGGUCGCUGGCAGGAAGCUGUCCUUCAUCAACGACCUGACAGUGACCCAGGACGGGAAGAAGGUGUACUUCACCGACUCCAGCAGCAGGUGGCAGCGUAGAGACUACCUGCAACUCAUCAUGGAGGCCACGGCUGAUGGCCGGGUGUUGGAGUACGACGCAGAGACCAAAGAGCUGUCAGUCGUCAUGGAGAACCUCCGAUUUCCAAACGGCAUCCAGCUUCUGCCCAAUGAAGAGUCGGUUCUGGUUGCAGAGACCACCAUGGCCCGGAUCCGCAGGGUCCAUGUUGCUGGACUCAACAAAGGGGGAAUGGACACGUUUGUGGACAACCUGCCAGGCUUCCCAGACAACGUCCGUCCGAGCUCCACCGGAGGCUACUGGGUGACCAUGGCUGCCGUCAGACCCAACCCCGGCUUCUCCAUGCUGGACUUCCUGUCCCAGAGACCCUGGAUCAAGAAGUUUAUUUUCAAGGCUAACGUGCCCAGGGUGCCGCGGAUAACGUUAGCCCUGUGUGCCGUGGACGGGCUAAAGUUAGCCCUGGGUGCCGCGGACGGGCCAACGUUAGCCAUGUGUGCCACGGACGGGCCAACGUUAGCCAUGUGUGCCGCGGACGGGCCAACCCCAACAGGACCCGAGGCCCCCCAGCACACCAGAGGCACCGGACAUCACAUCCGGGUGUACACCGGCCCAGACCCCAAGCAGCCAUCCCGAAAGAACCCCAAGCCCCGACGCCCUGCCGGGGCCCCCAUCCGAGGGCGGCCCAGGGACCCCAGACCCCCGGCCAGUAGCCCAUGUCCGCCACCACAGAACCCCCCAAGAGCACCGCAUGCGGCCGAUGUAGGACCCCCCGAGGCAUCUCAAGCCCUGCCCCGAUGGGGUUAA